This is a messenger RNA of Gymnodraco acuticeps, 1474 nucleotides long. It is a transcript of the gene rhd, whose product is annotated as Rh blood group, D antigen. Gene Ontology annotation, molecular function: ammonium channel activity. The transcript has 10 exons. The coding region runs from base 81 to 1337 and encodes 418 amino acids. Gene Ontology annotation, cellular component: plasma membrane. Gene Ontology annotation, biological process: ammonium transmembrane transport; ammonium homeostasis. Lineage: Eukaryota; Metazoa; Chordata; Actinopteri; Perciformes; Bathydraconidae. The record is from RefSeq and is a predicted model, not a curated record.
GGGUCUGGGUUGUAUCCUGUCCAAAGCGCAGGGGCCACACUUGCGUCAGUUGGAAGAGAAGUGUGCAGGGAUCCUUUCCAAUGGCUCCUCAAUACGCACCAAGUCUGCGCUCCAGGUUGGCUCCUAUGCUGCUUGUUCUGCAGCUAGGAUUCAUUCUCAUAUAUGCCUUUUACAUUGAGAUUGAAAGCAAUGUAAAAGUGUAUGGGAUUACCUUCAGCAACUUGUACCCUGAGUUCCAGGAUGUGAAUGUGAUGGUGAUUCUAGGUUUUGGCUACAUGUGCACUUUUCUGGUGCGGUAUGGUUUCAGUGGCGCUGGGUUCAACCUCCUUGUGGCUGUCAUAGCCACCCAAUGGGCUAUCAUACUCAAUGGCAUUGAGAACUGGUAUUACAGAGGAAAGAUCAGGAUAGACUUGAAAAGCUUAGUGGUUGCGGAGAUGUGUGCAGCUUCUGCCCUCAUUUCAAUUGGAGUCGUGCUGGGGAAGACUAACCCUGUCCAUCUGAUCCUCAUCGCUCUGCUGGAGGUCUCAGGGUUUGUCCUGAAUGAAUGGCUCCUCCAGACUCUGCUGAAGGUCCCGCCUCUGAACAGCAUCAUGCUGCUUCACAUUUUCGCGGCCUUCUUUGGGCUCAUGCUGACCCGGAUCCUGUACAGGAAAGGAUCCGAGCAACCAUUUGAAAAAGAGAAAGUUGAUCGCAAAACAGGAUUGUUCUCCAUAUUGGGGACUUUGUUUCUCUGUGUGUUUUGGCCCAGUUUUAACUCCGUCCUAGUGGAUAAUCAUACCCCUGGGAGGAGGCUGGGGGCCGUGCUCAGCACCUACCUGGCCCUGGCAGUCAGUGCUGUGACAGCAGCUGCUGUGUCUUCGCUCUCCAGCCCCGAGGGAAAACUCAACCCGAUCCAUUUGCAGUCUUGCAUGCUUGCUGGCGGUGUUUCUAUUGGGGUUUCCAUGCCAGCGGUUCAUCAGCCAUGGGAAGCCAUGACGAUCGGAUUCACUGCUGCUGUUGUAUCCACCAUUGGAUUCAGAUAUCUUAAGAGCCACAUGCUGCUUGCGUUUAAGUGCCAUGACACCUGUGCUGUCCUGAGCACACACGGACUGCCUGGUCUGCUGGGAUGGCUGGCACAUCUCCUGCUACAGAUUAAAGACUGCGAUGAUCACACAGCGGCAAUGCGGUUUGCUGUAUUUCACAUCUGUUCUCUCUUCAUCACCAUCUCUUUAAGUCUGUGCAUGGGAAUCAUUACAGGGCUCCUACUCAAGUGGAACUUCUGGAGGCCUCCCCAAGACAAGAAGUGUUUUGAUGAUCAGGCUUUCUGGGAGUUUCCCCAUCUUGCAGUGCAAAAGUAAGAAGACCAAGAUUCUGGAAAACUAUUUUUGGUGGUCCAUUCAUAUUGAUGUAAAUCAUUUUACACCAUUUUGCUUACUUAGUGCAUUGAUGUUUUUUUAUAUGUGCAAAAUAAAAAAAUAAAACAUAAAAGCAUGAA